Effrenium voratum is the source of this 348-nucleotide messenger RNA. The record is from the annotation of a GenBank genome assembly. NCBI's taxonomy places the organism in Eukaryota, Dinophyceae, Suessiales, Symbiodiniaceae.
AUGACCGAGCCGCAGGAGGAUAUGGAAGAGUGGCUGGCCAUUGUUGAAUCUGAGUUUGCUGCGAAAGUGCAGCCGAUUGAAGCUGAUCAGAUGGCUGCUGCAGUGAAGAUGAAUGCUGGCUCUGCUGCACACCACCUGGUGGAGAAGCAGCAUGAGAAGGAUGCCGAGCAAGUCCUGCACAAAAUCAACAUUGGCAAGAAUGCGGUGGACGACUUUGCCAAGGAAGUGGAACACUUGGCCACCAUGUGCAAUGCCGCUGGCGAGGCGGAAGCCUUGGGCAUCCUGAUGGAGGCUGCGCUGACGCUCCGGGAUCACGAUGGCAAACCCGGUAUUGAGGCAGCCUGUUGA